This is a messenger RNA of Funneliformis caledonium, 2346 nucleotides long. Lineage: Eukaryota; Fungi; Glomeromycota; Glomeromycetes; Glomerales; Glomeraceae. The record is from the annotation of a GenBank genome assembly.
AUGUACACUGGUAGAAUUUCUACCGAGACUGCUACUAGCAAUGACAUUAUUAAUAUUCUCAACGCUGCAGAAGAAUUAAAAUUGAGCGAAUUAGCAGAAUUCUUAAAAGAUCAUCUUAUGCAUAAGGUGAUUAAUAAUCCACAAUAUCAAAAUCACGUGACUAGAUGUUCUGAUAAACACAGAUCACACAUGAAUAAUAAUGGUGGAAAGAUGAAACUUGUUGGUGCCGGACCUGGUGAUCCAAAUUUGUUGACGCUAGCUGCGUACCAAGCAAUUCAAGAUGCCGAUUUAAUAUUAUCUGACAAACUUGUACCUAAAGAAGUGUUAAAAUUAAUUCCACAUAAUACUGAAGUUUUUGUCGCCGCGAAGAAAUUUUGUGCUAACGUUGAAGCCGCUCAAGCUGAACUUAAUCGAGUAGCCCUUGAGGCUUUAAAACAAGGAAAAGUCGUCGUCAGAUUAAAACAGGGUGAUCCAUUUUUAUUUGGUCGGGGUGGAGAAGAAUUUCUAUUUUUCCGAUCUCAUGGUUAUAUCCCACAAGUAAUUCCCGGUAUUUCCUCUUGUAUGUCUGCUCCCUUAUUAGCAAAUAUUCCUGUUACACAUCGUGGAGUCGCAUCACAAUUCCUUGUUUGUACGGGUACCGGUAAAAAUAAUACUUUACCAGAAAUUCCAACUUAUCAUCCAGCUCGUACAACAGUAUUUUUAAUGGCUUGUCAUAGAAUUAAAGACAUAACAAAAGUACUUAUAAAUGAAGGCAAUUAUCCUUCUGAUUGUCCUUGUGUCGUUAUAGAAAGAGCGAGUUGCACGGAUCAAAGAGAAAUAAGAGGAACUUUGAGUACGAUUUCUGACAUAAUGGAGAGAGUAGGACACACUCCACCCGGAACACUUGUAGUCGGACAAGCUUCGUUCCAAACAGCUUGUCUUCGACCUACAAUAGCUCGAAUUACGAACUUUAAGGGUCUUUCAAACUUUGCCACCAUUCAAAACUCACAACCUGUUAGUCGUACUUAUGGGGGUCUAAAAGACCAAGAUCGUAUUUUUACAAAUUUAUAUUCACGUCAUGAUUUUAGACUAAAAGGAGCACUAAAGCGUGGAGAUUGGUAUAAAACGAAAGAGAUACUUGAGAAAGGUCAUGAAUUUAUUUUACAGGAAAUCAAAUCCUCGGGUUUAAGAGGUCGUGGUGGUGCCGGUUUUCCAUCUGGUCUAAAAUGGAGUUUUAUGAAUAAACCUCCGGAUGGCAGACCGAAAUAUUUGGUUAUUAAUGCUGAUGAAGGAGAGCCAGGUACAUGCAAGGAUCGGGAGAUUAUGCGAGGUGAUCCUCAUAAAUUGAUUGAAGGUUGUCUAGUUGCCGGUAAAUCAAUGAAUGCAACAGCAGCAUACAUAUAUAUUAGAGGUGAAUUCUAUAACGAAGCCUCUAAUUUACAAGAAGCAAUUAAUGAGUCUUAUGCAGCUGGAUUUAUUGGCAAGAAUGCUUGUGGAUCUGGCUACGAUUUUGAUGUAUAUAUUCACCGUGGUGCCGGGGCUUAUAUUUGUGGAGAAGAAACUGCCUUGAUCGAAUCCCUUGAGGGAAAACAAGGCAAACCCAGGUUAAAACCACCAUUCCCUGCUGAUGUAGGUUUAUUCGGUUGCCCAACUACAGUAGCCAAUGUGGAAACUGUGGCGGUGGCACCUACUAUUUGUAGACGAGGUGGCAAAUGGUUCGCCAGCUUUGGUCGUGAAAAGAACAGUGGAACCAAGCUCUUUUGUAUCUCUGGUCACGUGAAUCACCCUUGCACUGUUGAGGAGGAAAUGAGUAUUCCUCUUAAAGAACUGAUCGAACGUCACUGCGGUGGAGUACGUGGCGGAUGGGAUAAUCUUCUUGCUAUUAUACCUGGAGGUUCAUCCGUUCCCGUUUUACCAAAAAGUAUUUGCGAUGACGUUUUAAUGGAUUUUGAUGCAUUACGUGAUGUUAAAUCUGGGUUAGGUACAGCUGCUGUCAUAGUUAUGGAUAAAUCCACUGAUAUAGUAUCAGCAAUUUCUCGGUUAUCUGCUUUUUAUAAACACGAAAGUUGUGGUCAAUGCACACCGUGCAGAGAAGGGACAGGCUGGCUUAUGAAUAUGAUGUCACGUUUCGAAAAAGGGUAUGCUGUUCCUAGAGAGAUUGAUAUGAUCGAAGAAUUAACCAAACAAAUUGAGGGUCAUACUAUUUGUGCUCUUGGUGAUGCUGCUGCUUGGCCAGUCCAAGGGUUAAUCCGUCAUUUUAGACCAGAAUUAGAGGCUCGUAUGAGAUCUUAUGCUAUAGCAACUCCAGAUAAAGAUUUAUCAAAAUUAUCUUCAGCGGCUCCUGGUCUUUCUCCUGGUAUUUUAUAA